Molecule: messenger RNA, 1375 nt
Organism: Acanthoscelides obtectus
Lineage: Eukaryota; Metazoa; Arthropoda; Insecta; Coleoptera; Chrysomelidae
Source: the annotation of a GenBank genome assembly
GCCAGUUAAAAUUUGACACUACCGUGUUAAACUUACAAAAAUGUUUUGGGGUUUAACUCCAGCGCUUGAUCUUCUUAAAGAAUAUGAGUUGAUAAAUGAAGAAACUCCCGAAGAAAUGAACAUCCUCAUAAUUGGCGGAUCUGACUGUAGACAUGUGCUGCAAACCAUAGCGAAAAAAUACCGACACAAACCGGUGAAACUCAACUUCUAUCUGUUAGAUGCUUGCUUGGAAAGUAUUGGGAGACAGCUUCUGCUUCUUUACAUCGCACUCCAGCCUCAAGAAUCUAUGGGACUCGACCAGAAAACGAAAACUUUCAUGGAACUUUAUGGCAACACGCUAGUCCGACCUUCAGUUGCGAAAAGCUUAUCAAUAAUAGCAUCCGAUUUGGUGGAAAUGAUUACAAACUACGACUAUCUACAUGAAAUUUUGAACUGUAUCAGCUUCGACAUGAAAUACAAAGAACGAGACUAUUUGGAAAAUCUACUCAAAUUCUGGGUCGGAAAAGACGAAUUUAACAUUUGCGACUGUUGGGACAGGCGUCUAAGAAAAAUGUUAGGGGUAAGAUACGAUGCCAAAUACGGGGCGUUUGACUGGGAUCUUCACAUGCGUUUCCACGAAGUGGGUGGUAAACAAGUGUGCAACCAAGAAUAUCGCAACUUUCGUUUGAAUGGAGUAGCUUUUAGUUGGUUGGAAAACGAAGUAUCUAAACCAAACAGGACAUUCGUAUGUGCCGUCAUACCUAACGGAGAUAAGUUUGCUCAUUAUGGAUAUCUUGGGGACAUACAGACAGGUCCAUUCGUAGCAUAUGGAUUAGACUGCGAUGAUAAAGAAUUUUUGAAAUCCACACAUGGUCAAAAUUCGUACAGAGCUACCGACGUUACUGAACGGAAUUUGAAACAGGUAUUUUAUGAAAUUCAAAAUAAGGAAGAGUACGACCAUAAGUCCACAAGCGACAUGAAGAUGGGACCAGUAGUGAUGAAGCAAGAAAAAUUAGUCAUAGACACAAAACCUGUUGAUUUUAUCCCUAAGAAGACGCAACAAUGCUUUAGUCUGGAUGACAAAAUCUGCUUCAUGUCUACUUUUAACUUGAAUAGCAUAAAGCACAAGGAAAAAUAUAGCAAUUUUUUCCACCUGAUAUACUUCAGCAAUACAUAUUUGAAGUAUUUUGAGAGAGAGACCAUAGAAAAAAUUUCAAAAAACAAUUGUCUUCUCAUCAUAGAACACCAACUGUAUGUACUUAGCAACAGGAAAAAAGAAUUAGAAGAACUUGCAAAAACCAUUAAUAAAACUGUUAGUGAUAUGAACGUUAAGAAAAAACCGUUUGAUUGUGAGAAAGACGCAUAUGCAAAGUUUGUAAUAAUAAAGACAGAGUGA